GCGAGGAGUGCGCGAACGGAACUGCUCCGCGGCCGCCCGCCACAUGCGGAGGAAGACGGAGCCAGAGGCCCGCCCCGCCCCCGCCCCGCCGGGCCGCCAACCUCCAGCCAGGCCCCGCCCCGCCCUCGCCACAGCCCACUCAGGGCGGGCCGGGAUGGCCCCGCGCGCGCCGGACUCCGCGGCACCGCCUCUAGGAAGAGGCCCCGCUGGAGGCAAUCUCCGCCACCUGAGGCCGAGGCCACGCCCCUUCCGCGACGGGACGCGCCACUCAAGUGCGAACCCCGCGAAAGGGGGCGGGGAGGGCGGGGCCGGAGCACGUUUUAGCGUCAACGACCUGCCUACCCGCCUUACUCUUUUAAAACGGAAGAAGCCGGAAGUGCGUCCCCCAGGGUAUUCGUGUAACAGCCCAAGCUUCCUCAUUGCUGGCAAGAGAACCACUGUUAAAGACAAAGUAAGUUACACAGCAGCUUGGACAAGAGAUGCACUUUAUUUUGGAUAUGAACAUCUUCAAUUUAACAAAAGAAACAAAUAA
Molecule: messenger RNA, 532 nt
Organism: Sorex araneus (European shrew)
Lineage: Eukaryota; Metazoa; Chordata; Mammalia; Eulipotyphla; Soricidae
Product: T-box transcription factor TBX2-like
Exons: 3
Coding region: 44-532 (162 amino acids)
Source: RefSeq, a predicted model, not a curated record